Messenger RNA from Tinamus guttatus (white-throated tinamou), 237 nucleotides. RefSeq lists its product as uncharacterized. The record is from RefSeq and is a predicted model, not a curated record. Gene Ontology annotation, biological process: positive regulation of fat cell differentiation. NCBI's taxonomy places the organism in Eukaryota, Metazoa, Chordata, Aves, Tinamiformes, Tinamidae. Gene Ontology annotation, cellular component: nucleus.
AUGUCCAGUAGGAGCUUCCAGGGACUGAAGCAACAGGCGGAAGGUGCAGCCAAAGAUGCUGCAAACACUUUUGGACAGGCUGCUCAGGAUGCAGUCAACCAGGUUACGGAUGCAAGUCAGAAAGCUAUUGAUCAGGCUUGCAAGACAGCUCAAGAUGGUGUAGAAAAAGCAACUGGCCAAGCUGCAGAAGCAAUCUCUGGCUUGGGGAAAAAAUGUGGAUUUAAGAAAUGAUACUUU